AUGUCUUCCAACAACCAGAGCAUGGCCCAGCAGGUUCGCGACAGCCAGCCUCAGAUGUUCCUAUCUCUGGCUCCCACGACCUCUGCCUCUUACCCUACUGCUCAGAGCAUCAAGCCUGCCCUUCAACAACAUGCCCGCCGUAGCUCCAGCCAGAGCAGCGUCGGAAGCGUAAACAGCCUACGCUUCCUGAAGUUGGGCCCCGUCCACUACGGCGAGCACCCCGGCGAGCACAAGGAGGACUUCCACGAGGUCGCCGUCGAAGAAGAAAAAAUUGGACACGGCGACAUCAUGGCUAAGCUUCACGACAUGAAAAAUCAUUACGAUCUACAUCCAUUAUAG
Molecule: messenger RNA, 339 nt
Organism: Daldinia decipiens
Lineage: Eukaryota; Fungi; Ascomycota; Sordariomycetes; Xylariales; Hypoxylaceae
Exons: 2
Coding region: 1-339 (112 amino acids)
Source: RefSeq, a predicted model, not a curated record